This is a messenger RNA of Amblyraja radiata (thorny skate), 2857 nucleotides long. Its product is annotated as tetratricopeptide repeat protein 28-like. The record is from RefSeq and is a predicted model, not a curated record. Gene Ontology annotation, molecular function: protein binding. Lineage: Eukaryota; Metazoa; Chordata; Chondrichthyes; Rajiformes; Rajidae. The coding region runs from base 125 to 2857 and encodes 910 amino acids. The transcript has 12 exons.
CCGCCAGGUGAGAGGCUGCAGGUGGAGGGAGCGAAGCCUCAGGACUUGAAUUUUAACCAGAUGAAAUUAACUGGAAAAGAAAAAAAAAAUCUGAGGAAGUAACUGUAACUAUCUGUGAGUGAAGAUGAUUGCGAACGCUGACCAGAGCAGUGUGCCAAAAGAUCCCCCCAAAAGUCUUGAGCCACUUUCAGCAGACUUGGUUACAGACUCUCAAAAGGUUGCUUGCCUACAGGUGCAGGGGGAUGAAGCAUUGAAGAAGGGGAAUUACCAGGAGGCGGUGCACAGCUAUUCCCAGGCUCUCAUGCUGGAUCCAAAGAAUUGUGAGCUACUUUCCUGCCGGGCAGUGGCAUUUAUCCAGAUGAAACAGUAUGAGGAUGCCAGAGUGGAUGGAGAAGCCCUGAUCCAAAUCCAGCCCGAGUUUCCACAGAAUUAUUACUUGUUGUCUCUGGCGAAUGGGUGUCUUGGCAAUCUCCAGAAGGCCUUCUGGUCUAUGCUUCGUUGUCUAGACCUUGAUCCAAUGCAUCAGAAUGACCUGGUGAAAGAACUUUACAAGAUCACCAAUAAACUAUGUAACACUGAAAUAGAGGACAAUUACUUUGAUGACAAAGGACUGGAUGAGGUGCUUCUGGAGAUUGGGAGCCUGCUCUGUGAGGCAUCAUUGCACGAUCUCUGCAUACAGGUGGUCAGCUCAGCCGUCCAGCUUUAUCAGUCUACAAUGAGCGAUUCAAUCAGAAUGCAGUUCUACAUGAUCCAUGCCACUUCCUAUUCAGCAAUCAAUGAAAUGGACAUGACCAAAACAGCCUAUGAAAACUGUCUGAAAUUAGCACUGAAGCUGAGCAGCAUUGAAGAAAUAGUCAAGUGUUACGAAGGCCUGGCAGAGGUACACAGGGAAAUUGGACAUCCUGAAGAAGCCAUCCAGUACCUCCUUGAACUGCUAGCAAUCGGGGAACACAGUGAACAGCAACCAAGUAAUCAGCAGUCCUCAUACGAAAGGCAGCCUCUAUCCACAAGCCGCAGAGAAUUCUGGAGUUCAGAGAGAGUAAAGGCUGCCUACUUGAACCUGAGUGAAGCCUAUUGUCUUAUUCAUCAGUACCAGAAAGCAUUGACUUUUGGGAAGAAGUACCUGGAGCAUAUAAUAGGGGGACCGCUUAGUAGCUGCAGUCACGAUAUUACAUCUGCUUAUUAUCAGGUUGCAAAACUCCAGGAGAAGUUGGGGCUUUACAGUGACUCAGUGAACAGCUACCAGCAAUACUGUGAUUUAAACAAGGUACUGGGCAACAGCACUGCAGCAGCUGAGGCCCAUGGAGCAAUAGGUUCAGUCCAUGUAGCACUGGGUAACUAUGAACUGGCAAUGAUGCAUGCCCACAAGAGCUUCAACAUGUCUAGAGCUGGAGCAGACCGCAAACUUCAACUAGCAGCAGUCAUUAGGCUUGGGGACAUUAACAGUAUCAUGGAGAAUUUUGAAGAGGCAUCAAGUUGGUAUGAACAAGCAUGGGAUCACAACCGGAUGGGAGAUGCACCCAAACUGAGGUGUCAGACUGCUCUGGGUUUAGCGGAGGUUUACAAAGGAACAGGUCACCAUCAGCAUGCCUUGUACUUCUAUGAGCAGGCACUGGAGGCUGCCGAGGAGGUAAAUGAAGGUGAGCUGAUGUACAAGUGUAAAUUUAAGAUUGCAUGUUGCUGCCAGUUCUCCUACUCUGCAAAGGAUCUUGCGAAAGGUUGCAAAGCCGUUAAUGAUGUGAUACCACAUUAUCACUGGCUCAGUAGGAAAGCCAUUGUGGAAGGCAUCGUGCAACCCGAGGAAAUUACUCGUGUUCUUGUGGAGAGCUAUGAUGUGAUCCAGACAAUUCUUGUGAAAAUAGGUGAGCACGUCAAGGCACUGCAGUAUGCAGAGGCAGGGAGGAGGCACAGAUUUCUAACGUACGCAUUAAUGGAAGAGGAACAGUCAGCAUGGAAUAAUUCUGAGGAUCAGUCUUUGCCAUCAUCCAUCCCAAGCUUGGAGAAGCUCUACAGCAUCGUGGAUGCCACCUCUGGAUCUGUGCUGUACUACUCGUUGGUGAAAACGGGCCUGUUAGUCUGGAUGCUGAAGGCAAAGCAAGGUCUGGUUUACUUCCAUGCCACCGACGGUGCUGUGUCAGAAGCUGUCCACAAGCAGAUCUGCCAGUUCCUCCUGUUACUGAAGAACAGGUCCCUGCUUUAUGAGACUGAAGCCAGGAACAUCCCCAUACGGCUGAAGAAAACCAUGAGUGACAAACCAUACAAGAGCCCAUGGACUUCCCACUUGUCCUGCAAGGAUUCAAGGGCAACAUGUGGGCUGCCGGAGGACGGGAUGGAGACUGAGCUCUGGCAACAGAUGUACCUGCUUUUGUUGGGACCUCUCAAUGAGUUGCUGGAUGAUGUGCAAGAAGGCAGCGACAUUCUGAUUGUACCUGACCAAUAUCUCAUCCAGAUUCCCUUCGCAAACCUACCAGACGCGAAGAAUAAGACACUGGGAGAGAGGUUUUGGGUUACCCUUGCACCAUCCCUGUUUGCAGUGGAAGUUGUGGCUAAUUUGACGGAAGAUUUUAAGCAUAAAAUAGAAAGUAGAUUACCAUUGGAUGUGAAAUCAGGGCAUGUUCCAACAAUGACUAUGCUGCAACAUAUGGGCGGUUCUCAGCAGGAACUUCAUGGUUUGCAGAAGGUUGGACUCUUGGACUCUGUGAGUCACCUGGUUCACUGUACAUCCACCAACACGCUUGUUGCCAGCUCGCCAUACGUCAUUCUUCCAUUCAAGCAGGCAAGUAUCAGGACUGACGCUGUGUUGUUGGCUUCAGGCUGCUUCUGGCCGUUAACCCUGUCAAGUAUUGUUCAUUGCUGA